AUGACUUCGAAACAGGACACCCCUAACACAGGGUAAGUUCAUUCUAGCUCUAUUCGCUUGUUUGUUAUUCUCAUUAGCUCUUAAACAUCGUUUCCAGGCAUCGGCAUUCGCUGACGAUUGAAACCAAUCCGCUGCACCUGCUUCCUUCCAACAUCCGCCGUUUCUCUCAGGUACCAAAUGCGCAAAAUGGCAAAAUAUUCAGAACAGGACGCACAAAAAAACACAAAUUUGCCAAGACAGUCGAGAAAAUCUCAGAAAUCCUUCAUUUUUUUUUCCAGAAAGGGCCGAGAAAGAAAAUUUUAGCAAUAUUAGAGACUGAUGGAAAAAAAAGAAAAACAGGAAAUCAUUUUCGAUUUGAGGACAGAAUCAAAUUCGUUUUUUUGAAAAGGCAUAACAAAACGCCGUACCAUACGUGGGCAACUGAAAAUGUCCGGGAGGAGAUUUGACUUACAGAAGUUUUGAAAAGUAAGGUGUAAGAGCAGUUUUUAACCUUAGAGAGGUAAUUUUGACAAAUUAAAAGUAGUUUCAAUUUAAAAAAAGGUAGUUGGACGCAAAAUUCGGUUUGCUCUAUUUAUCUUCGGUUUCGAAAAAAUUAUUUUGUUGGGCCAUGAUAACGUAUUUCGAACUCAACAUAUGUUGUAGAGAAUUUUCUUCUGAUUCGGGCAAGCCUAUGAAAACAGUGAGUACGUCCACGAAAAUCGAUCAAAAGAUACUGUCGUUUUUGGUUUUUUUUUCUAAAAUUCAUUACUUUCCUAGUUUUAAAGCUGUUGCGAGAAAGUUUUCAGGUCAUAUAUAAAAAAAUAUGAACUUCGAGUUGAAAAAAACGAUUUCCGAAAAUCUUUCCACGUAAAUUUUCUCACGUGCUAUUUUUGCGCUGGCACGAUUUCGGCAGCUUUCAAUUUAUGUAUCCCAAAUUUUCGUCAAAAACUCAAAUAGGGACAAAAAAUUUCCCUUUUAUGAGACAAAAAGAAAAACGUUUACAGGCAGACACUGCACAUCAUCCCGCUGCCCCUCUUCUGUCCAAAUUCGCCAGGACACACGAAAAAAUCCCAGUAAUUUUUUUUUUAAGAAGGGCCGUGCAAUAUUAUUUUAGCAACAUUAAAGGUUACUUGGAACAAAAAAGAGCUCAUUUAUAAAUUUCGGACGAAAAUCUGUCGGCGGGGCGAGCUGACCCGCAAAGUUGAAAAUUAAAAAUAUAGAAAAUGGGUAGGGACUAGAGUCUGCAAUAAUGGUCUUUCGAGCAAUCUUUUGAAAAAAAUAUGAAAUUUUAAAAUUUCUAAAUAUAGAUCACGGCUAGCUUAGGACGCAAAAAGGCGUGGCCUGUCUGCACUCCGCCAACCAGGGACUGCCUCGUCUCUUUUCGUGGCAGGACCCUUUUCUCGAUGGCUCAAGCCAGCCGUGAAUCAGCGAUAAUGUGACCUAUCGUUUUAUUUUUGACAGAUCAAUAUGUCAUUUCUAAUGAGAGAUUAUUGGAAACAUAAUGUAUAAUUUUGAUCUUUCAAAAUGGUUGAAAGAUCAUCUUUGCAGACUUUAUUAUGAUUCUGGCGGAAUUGGCUAUGUUACCUAAUCCCGAUUCGUCUGUGUGUAACAUCAACUGGGAAUUUCUUUAGGAAUCUGGAGUAGCUGGGAGCAAGUCUGAAGACGACAAGAAGAAACAUGAGAAAGCUGUCUUGAAGAAAUAA
Caenorhabditis auriculariae is the source of this 1682-nucleotide messenger RNA. Lineage: Eukaryota; Metazoa; Nematoda; Chromadorea; Rhabditida; Rhabditidae. The record is from the annotation of a GenBank genome assembly.